Nilaparvata lugens (brown planthopper) is the source of this 1660-nucleotide messenger RNA. RefSeq names its product beta-1,3-glucosyltransferase-like. Gene Ontology annotation, molecular function: acetylglucosaminyltransferase activity. Bases 398 to 1606 code for a protein of 402 amino acids. The transcript is spliced from 11 exons. Gene Ontology annotation, cellular component: membrane. NCBI's taxonomy places the organism in Eukaryota, Metazoa, Arthropoda, Insecta, Hemiptera, Delphacidae. The record is from RefSeq and is a predicted model, not a curated record.
GGCUUAUUUCUUUCGUGCGAGUGCUAGUGAUAGUAUUUGAUUCUCAAUAUUACUUCUCCGGCAUAUGAUUUUCAAUGCUAUUUUUCCACGCAUAUUAUUUUCAAUGUAGGCUGGCCCGCUUCUCUUUACUUCUGACAGGUUAUAAUCUGCUCUAUUUUCCGCUUAUUCACUCAUAAGAUUUUUUUUCUUCAAGAAAAUUGGAGUGUCCAUCAUUAUAGUAAACGCAAAUUGGAGAGGACUCGUGACUUUCAUAUAUCUGUGUUUCAUCUACAAGCCAUCACCAGUCAUUCCAUUGCGCCUAGAUGAUAUUGUGGUAGUGGUGCUAAGUCAGGGUGAUCAGUACCAUGCAGCUAAAGCCGAACAACUGAGUCACAAUAUUCUCCAACAGGCAGCUUUUAUGAAUCAGAAACCGCCCUCUAUCAGAAUUGUACACAAAGAAUUUCCACAUAGAGGAGCUUGGACAGUUGUUCCUCUUUUUCCAUGGCUGAACAAACUCCACAGUUGCAAUAGUUCUUGGGUUUUCUUUGCAGAAGAGAAAACUCAAAUGGAUUUAACUGAGCUAAUCAAUCUCGUCAAAGGAUAUGACAAGAAAAAGGCCAUGUGGAUGGGUCACGGACUGAUUGAUGAAGAAGGAUUCAGUCCCCAUAAUGCAAGUCCUGAUCAUAAAGCAACUCCUCUAUUGAAAUCCAAAUAUCCGCUAUUUGCUGCUGGCUUUGUGAUGUCCACUGCAUUAAUAGUCAAGAUCAGUGAAAUAUAUGAAGAAAUGGCAGUAAUAAGAUCAAAUUUAUCCAUUGAUGCAUCUUAUGAACUUGCGUUGCUUGUUGACAUUCCUCUGGUUGACCUUCCUGAUAAAUUUUGUAUCAAGAAUAGAAACGGCUGUGUAUCAUUUCCCGAAAAGGAUUUUUAUUGUGGAGAUCCCAUACCUAAGGAAAAUAUUUUCUUUGCAGUGAAGACUUGUGCUAAAUUUCAUCAAGACAGAGUUCCAGUUGUGAAAAGCACGUGGGCGAAGCAAACUGUGUUCAUCGAGUUUUUUAGUCACGUGCAAGAUACAGAAAUUCCAACAACUGCAGUCAGUGUGAAUAAUACUAAAGUAGGACAUUGCCGCAAAACGUUUGAAAUUUUAGGUCUGGUUAAUGAGCGAAUCAAAAAGGAAUUGCCUUCUAUAAAAUGGGUGAUGAUGGCUGAUGAUGAUACCUUGAUCAGUGUCCCUGGACUGCAAUCGCUGCUGAGCUGUUGGCCUGACAGUGGACCCAUAGCUAUUGGUGAAAGGUUCGGCUACAAUGUGCAAGGCUCCAUACAAGGCUACAACUUUUUGGCAGGAGGCGCAGGAAUCGUAAUAAGUGCUUCGGCUAUUCCUCAUAUAUUGAAGAUAUGCCGAUGUCCAAAUCUUAGCAGCACUGAAGACAUGUAUGUGGGAGUUUGUCUAACCAGCCUCGGCAUACCUCUCGUGCAUACUCCGUCUUUUCAUCAGGGAAGACCCAUUGAUUAUGCAUUGAAUUAUUUGGCCACACAUAGACCUGUCACUUUUCAUAAGCAUAAGAUGAUCAACCCAUUGGCUGUGUAUAAUGAGUGGUUUUCAUCAAGUGAUAAUAAUACACAGCUUUAAUUAAUCCUUAUUGUGAAUCUUAUAUUUCAUGAAAUAAAAUUAUUGAGCUAACAU